AUGGACCGUCGGUCCAAAGAAUCCAGGUAUAAGCGUAAUCAUUCCCGCUCUCCCGCUAGAGUACAUAAAAGGAAAAGAUCUUACGAAAGUCCACCAAAAGUUCCAGAAAACACAGAUACAGAUUCUUUUAGUUUCUUAGACUAUAAAUGGAAUCUUAAUAAAAUAAUUAUGUACAGCAGCGAUACUAACACUGUAGCAAAUAGCAUUGAAGACUUUUGGGUAUUUGUUAAGAAGUAUGAAGCUACUCUAAGGAAAGCUCAUAAACCAUUGUUGGUUUAUGAAACUGAAGACAGCCAGCGAAAUGAACUAGGCAUUUCAAAAUCCUUUUCCAAAGUGGAUUGUAUAAAUUUCACAGCUAAAAUAAAGUAUAUGGACACAGUUUAUGAUGAAAGAGAUAGGCGGCAGCUUGAUGAGAAAAAGUUUAAAAUAUUUUUGAAUAUUAUCUCUAUUUAUAUAGAUUUUAAAAAUAAAGAAAAGUUUGAAAAACUGAAAAAGUUAAGAAAAGCUCAAAGUGACUUACCAGUUGCUAAAUACAGAGAUGAAAUAAUAACAGCUGUGAAAAAUGAGAAAGUGGUUGUAGUGGCUGGUGACACUGGUUGUGGUAAAUCUACACAAGUGCCGCAGUAUCUGCAUGAAGCAGGCUUUCAAAAUAUUGCAUGUACACAACCAAGAAGAAUUGCCUGCAUUUCACUAUCAAAACGGGUUGCAUAUGAAAUGCUUUCGCAGUUUGAAACAAAAGUAGGCUACCAGAUAAGAUUUGAGAAGAACAAAACUGCAGACACUAGCAUUUGUUUCAUCACAGAAGGUUUGUUAUUAAGACAGAUGUCGUCAGAAAACUUACCUAAUUACGAUGUGAUUAUUCUUGAUGAAAUUCAUGAGAGGCACUUAAUGGGAGACUUCUUGCUAGGAGUGCUAAAAUGUUUGAUUCACGCUCGAAACGAUAUAAAGCUCGUUUUGAUGUCCGCUACCAUCAAUAUUAAGCUCUUUGAAGAUUAUUUCAGUGCGGAGUCGGCGGCUGUUAUACAGGUCCCUGGUAGACUGUUUCCCAUAGAACUACACUACAAACCUGUAUUAAUAGAUGACAAACCUUCAAGAGACGACCGUCUCGAUCCUCAGCCUUAUGUACAAAUUAUGGCUAUGAUCGACAAUAAGUAUCCAAUUGAUGAGAGAGGUGACCUCCUCAUAUUCAUGUCGGGAGUUCAAGAGAUAACUGCGAUUUGUGAUGCAGCACAGCAGUAUGCCGAAAAGAACAAAAAUUGGAUAGUGUUGCCAUUACACAGCGGCCUGUCUUUAAUUGAACAGGAUAAGGUUUUCGACUACCCUCCGGAUGGUGUCAGGAAGUGCAUAGUGUCUACGAAUAUAGCUGAAACAUCAGUCACCAUUGACGGAAUAAGAUUUGUCGUCGAUUCGGGAAAGGUAAAAGAAAUGAGUUAUGAUUCGUCAACAAAAAUGCAAAGGCUUAAAGAGUUCUGGAUAUCGAAAGCAAGCGCUGAUCAGAGGAAGGGGAGAGCUGGGAGAACUGGCCCCGGUGUCUGUUACCGUGUAUACUCCGAGCAGCAAUAUGCUGACAUGGACGCGUUCAGUACUCCUGAAGUUUCGAGAGUUCCUCUCGCCUCGCUCCUGCUGCUCAUGAGCUCGUUGGGGGUAAAUGAUGUCAGACGCUUCCCCUUCAUAGAUUCACCUCCAGAAGACGCCAUAGAGAACGCCCUACUGGAGUUGAAACAGCAUGGAGCCCUAACCUCAAACGAGAAACUAACAGCUUUGGGCAAAGCCUUAGCCAACAUUCCAGUAGAAGUUUCGCUGGCUAAAGCUCUCGUGGUGGGGAGUGCAACAUUACCACCACAUAAGUUGGAUUCAGCGCUUGCAUUAACCGCGGCUUUGGGAAUCCGGUCUAUUUAUACAACUCGGGCGCAUAGAGAUUUUGAAUGUGAGAAUGCCAGAAAACCUGACGAAUCAGAUCACGGGGAUCCCAUAACCCUCGUAUCUCUGUACUGUGCGUGGCUGAAGGAGAAAUCUAAAGGUGGAGGUCGAGCCUGGUGCAGACGACGUGGUGUAGAAGAACAGAGGCUAUAUGAAAUGACUAAACUUGCCGCUCAGUUGAAGGGGUUGUUACAGGAUGCCAAUCUAAUGGAUGCACCCGAGACAGAAUCCAUGUCGUCAUCAGAAAGAGCCAUGCGUCAUGGUCAGAUGAAGCAGUUAAAAGACAUGCGAAGACAAUGCAAACAAAAGGCAGCGGAGGAGUCGAAACGACGAAAACGUCUGAAGGUCGACUCUUGGGAGAUAGUUGAUGAAAAGGCUGAUGAUGAUAACGUAAUGGACAUCAGGGACAUCGAGUUUCGAUUGAGCAACGACGCGAAUCGGAUACAGGCUUUGAUCAACGGUUCUAGCGCGUCCAGUGGGCGCGACUUGGCUAUGUUGAAGAUUGUGUUGUGUCGGGCGUUGUAUCCUCAAAUAGCCGUAGCAGACGAAUUCAAUCAUUGCAAGUCAGUUUCUGAACAACUAUACCAUACGUGGAGUAAGCCCUUCGUGUUUCUCCAUCCCACAUCAUUCUUCGGCAAGCAUGGCCGCGUGCUACAGCUAUGCGAUGAGGAUAUACAGACAGAUCCACCCCCCGGAUACAAAAGCAAAUUGCCGUUAUCGUCUAGACAUCAGAUUUUGUCUUACCUAUCCCUUCUAGAAACGACCAAGCCGUAUAUAGUGAAUUCUAUGAGGAUGCCGGCUGCGCAGACGCUGCUGUUAUUGGCUCACUCGAUUGACACUAAUUUCGCGUUCACUAGAAUAAUUUGUGAUUCGUGGUUGCUGCUAGAGUUUCCGUAUCCAGAAACGGGUUUAAAUUUACUCUUCAAAGCCUCGAAAAUUAGGCAAAGAUGGGAAGGUUUGAUUAAUCGGCGACUUUUAGAUGCUAACCCGAAUAAAUCCGUCGAAAGUGAACUUCAUAAAACCAAGCCGAAACUCUCGUACGACGAAAUUCAAUACGAGCUGUCAAAAGAUAUGAGCGCAUACAUGAACUGCGAUGUGUAUUACACGAUAAAACGGCUCUUACCAGCAGAUUUGAAGGCUUUGUAUAGCUGCGAGGAACAAGCGAAUAUAGACCCUAAUCCGUUCGACAGAGAGUUCAUUUGUAAACCGCACGACAGGAAGGGAGGUGUAUACGUAACGGAUAAUAUUGUUUUUAAUUGUGUCGUUGAUUCUGAUUGGAGUUACAACAGCUACCAGGAAGCAUAUUCCUUACCCUGGACUUGUCCUAACUGCGAGAUUUCUCUAUGCUUAUCACCACUAGAGCGAUUGCAACAUACGAAUUUCACUUGUUCCUCAAAGGAAGAGGAAAAAGAAGUUAAGCCUGUGAUAAAGGAAGUUAAACCCAACGGCCGAGAGUAUAAGUGCGAGAUUUGCAAGGAGACUUUGUAUAUGACCCCUGUGGAAAUAUUGAGGCAUAAGAAAAGUUGUAAAUAA
Leptosia nina is the source of this 3453-nucleotide messenger RNA. NCBI's taxonomy places the organism in Eukaryota, Metazoa, Arthropoda, Insecta, Lepidoptera, Pieridae. The record is from the annotation of a GenBank genome assembly.